AUGAUGAUAAUUGUGCACUCAGUGACACUGGAUUUCUUUUCUAUUUUUAUUGGAAUUCUCAUCGGUGUGACAUCGUUCAUCUUCAUCUUCGGAUAUCAUUGCAAACGUCCUUCAUCGAUCGUUGAAAGAUCCUCAUCUCUUCAUUGGAAUCCAUCAAUCGAACGACGAGGACUCGGUAAUUUGAUUACAAGAUUAAAUCACAUCGCGAUAACAGUGUAUGAUGUUGGUCGAUCUGUUAGUUUUUAUGUCGAUGUGUUGGGAUUUCAACAAAUUCGUCGUCCAAGUUUUGAUCGACAUGGUGCGUGGUUAACGAUGGGAAAUGUUGAACUUCAUUUAAUUAAAGGAAUUCCAGCAAUUCCAUCUGUNUCUUUUCUCUUCCUGCUUUUUCACCUCGUUAUUAUUGGUUUCCAUCAACAUUACAAAGAAUUAAACAUCGCGGAUUUUUUUCAAUGCAAUUCAAUUUUUUCACCUUUUCCUCAAAUUGAAACUUUGAUUUUACAAUGUUCAAUUCCAAAAAUUGAGACAUUGAAAUCUGUGGUGAAUAUUUUUAUCAGUGAAACAUUUAAAAAUUCAACCAAUUGA
Adineta ricciae is the source of this 582-nucleotide messenger RNA. The record is from the annotation of a GenBank genome assembly. NCBI's taxonomy places the organism in Eukaryota, Metazoa, Rotifera, Eurotatoria, Adinetida, Adinetidae.